AUGAAGAUCAGCGGAGUGUUUCUACUCUUGUUGGUCCUGUGCGUAGUCUACGCCACCGCCAGGCGGGUGGAGUACAAGAGGGGACAGGGAGAAAUUAAGUCGAUGCGCCUGGGGGCCGGUUUCGGUACCCCUCUCCAGGGCAAGGACGUCGACUCACAGAACCUCCGCUCCAAACCCACCAAGGAAAGGGUGGAGCAGAUGCUCUCCAAGCCCUCAGAAAAGAAGCACCUGUCCUCCUACAGCAAGCCCACCGUCCACGUCGAUCUCAUCAAGUCGGUGACCAGCACCAAGAUCAAGUUGACCGACCGCGUCCAGAUGUCCGAGUCUGUUCUGAAGAAGUGGAACACCACCUCCACUGAUGCUCAGAAGAAGAACUUCUGGGCAGGCGAAUCGGAAGACUUCUACCCCUUCAACUCGUCUCCUCUCUUCGCUGACGAGGAUCGCUACUCCUUCCCCUACUCCGCCAUUGGUCUCGUCGUCGUGUGGAACUACGUCAACGAAUGGAGCGGUGGCGAAUGGGUCGAGUGGGAGGCCGUGUACUCCUGCACUGGAACCGUCGUGGGUCCCUCUAUGGUCCUGACCGAGUCGCUUUGCGCCGUGGGCUUGGGCGAGCGCGUCACGUUCUACCCUUCACCGAUACUCCUUGCAACUCCUUCGAGGGCACCUCUCUCGGCGCUGUGGGAAGCGAUCUGGGGUUACGACUACGAAGACGCCCAGAAACGCGGUAUUGAAGGCUAUGAUCUCAGCGAGUUUGGCCUGCUUGUCAUCGAGCGUAAGAAUCCCGCCGAAGCUCCUGUCCAGACAUACACUGUGGGAUCGCAGACUGGUUGGCUGGGCCUCACGUUGGGCAGCCACUACGAAGUGCACAGCAUGGUCGGCUACACCCUGAACCCCCUGUGGUUCCUCGACAUUUUUGGUAAGAGGGGUGCGGAAGGAGACGUGGAGACAAUCGCGACCAUCGUCUCUGACCUGAAGGUUAGUCAGUCUCUACCCGCCGCCGAGGAGCUGGGCGGUAUCCUCUUCCCUACCGACAUGCUCUCCGUCGGCGCCCCGAUGGUCCUCAACUUGGGACCGGCCGGCUACGACUUCGAUGGCGAUGAGGGCCGUAAUGGCCGUCUCAUCGAACGCAACCUCGUCACGGGAGUAGUGAGCUCGUACGGCCUCGGCUCCAACUUCCUCCUCGGCGUUGUCAUGCAGCCGUUCGGCCAGGAGUUCGCCGAGGUCUACUCCGCGCUCUGUACCGACUUCUGCUGGGCGUGCCCCCCCUACUACCAGGCGGACAGGUCCCUUUCUCAGGCACCCGCUCGUCCCACCGGAAACGACAUCCUCUCCACCCAGGAGUUCUACUUCCCUGAGCUCACGCGUAGUGCCAAGAGCCAGCCCAAGGGGUCUGGGCCUCGUCUCCCCACCACUGGCCACAAGGCUAGCCUUUCCCUCGUCGCACGCAACACCAUCAAGGUGAGCGAGAGCCUGGCCCGCAGCUUCAGCAACUCCUCCACCCAGGAGAAGAACUCCAUCGUCGAGGACGGGCCAUUCUCCUCGUCGCCCAUCAUCGUCGCCAGCAACCGCUUCCAGUUCCCCUACACCGCUCUCGGCAAGGUCUUCACCUUCGACGCUGAGAGUGAUGUCUUGGUCUCUCACUGUACCGGUGCCGUGAUCGGCCCGCGCAUGGUUCUGGCCGCUCCCGAGUGCCUGUGCCCGGUCCAAGACACCCAGUACCGCUGGGAGUUCUACCCCGCGUGGCAGCAGCUGUCGUUCGACAGCGACGAACUCAUGGGCACCAGCUUGGGUAAGUUCGAGGGCGAGGCCGCCUACACCAACACCGACCACUUCCAGGGCUACUACUCGAGCAACGCCGGUAUUCUCGUCACCAAGGUCGCCACGGACCCCAAGUUCAGCUGGAGGACCUACAACGUGGGCGGAGUGACAGGCUGGUUCGGCAUUGACUUCGCCCUCGGGGAUUACGACAUGCGAUACAACCUGAUGACUCAGGCCGCCUACUCUGAGUCGCACUUCCCUGGCCGCAUCCAGGUCGCCACCACGCCCCUCGGUGGCUAUGGCUCCAUCGCCGCUCCCGCCGGUUCGCUCGACACCGCCGCCUACGGUUACUACACCGAUAUCCUCCGCACGGCCGGUGUGCCCACCAUCAUCAACUUCGGCCCGCUCAACCGCGACCUCGGCGACCUCGGCGAGGUCGGAGGUGAAUACGUCCGCCGCAACGUCAUCGGUGGCCUUGGCGGGAUUCCCGACGACCAGGUCACCUCGGAUGACGACGCCAACUCGUGGACGCAACCUCUGGGUCCCUGGUUCUACAACAUUAAGGACGAGGCCUGCUCCCACUGCGAGGCGUGCGGCGACCUUACCACCGCGUUCUGGCUGUACGACCUGCCCGCAACGGGACCCGGGUAUACCCAGUCCGACGAGGUUGUGAACCAGUGCGCGUAUGAGCUUCUUAGCGAGUCGGGCAUGUUUGAGCGCGGUUUUGGCGCCUGCUGCUUCAUUGGCAAGCGUGCGGGCCUGCGCAGCGAGCGCGGCGGUUGCUGCCUGAAGCGUGGCCCCCUCGGCAUCGAUGAGUGCGACUUCUAA
Acanthamoeba castellanii str. Neff is the source of this 2586-nucleotide messenger RNA. RefSeq lists its product as uncharacterized. Lineage: Eukaryota; Discosea; Longamoebia; Acanthamoebidae. Bases 1 to 2586 code for a protein of 861 amino acids. The transcript is spliced from 9 exons. The record is from RefSeq and is a predicted model, not a curated record.